This is a messenger RNA of Habropoda laboriosa, 1041 nucleotides long. RefSeq lists its product as uncharacterized. The record is from RefSeq and is a predicted model, not a curated record. Gene Ontology annotation, molecular function: lipid carrier activity. The transcript has 3 exons. The coding region runs from base 106 to 945 and encodes 279 amino acids. Lineage: Eukaryota; Metazoa; Arthropoda; Insecta; Hymenoptera; Apidae. Gene Ontology annotation, biological process: lipid transport.
CCUUGUCAGAACGUGCCUGGUAAUCUUUCCAACCGUGGCUGCUGCUAUAAAGGAGCUUUCAACUGCAAGGAGGGUAAUUCGGGUAGUUAAACACGCUGCAACAACAUGAACUUCACAUUAAUCCCAUUCUUUGUAGCGACAAACAUCCUCGUGGACCAACCGGACCAAUGGGUCUACGGUCCGGAGUUCGUCUUCAACACGAGCUUGACAGAAUCGGUAUUCACGAACACGAUGGUAAAGCCACUAUACUGGAUGAACCUGACCACAACGAUGAGGUGUCGUCCAGAGGACGUCAACACUUUGCUCUGCCGCUUCGAUCACGUCAGAAUGCUCGCGUUCGUCGACCAACAACCCACAGACAUAGUGAUCGACUAUCCUUUCAAAAUCGAAUUCAGCCCGCGUGGAAUCGAGAAACUUCGACUGCCGGAGGAGAUCGACGACAAAAAUCUGUUCUUCCUUCGAAACAUCGUGAAAGAUCUGAGCAUCGGUGCAGAUUUAAGGGAGAACGCGGAUUCAUUGCCGGUGUUCAUCGCCAAGCAGAAUUAUGUGAUCGCGGGAUGUGCCACGCUGUUCACCGUUCUCAACCACGACCAAGUUUCCAACCAGACGCGAAACUACGAUUUGCAGAUAUUGCCGUUGCCGGGAAGACGGCCUGAUUCGGUCGUCGUGAUCGAGAAGAUCACCGAGCACAAGAAAUGCGCUAAACCGGGGAAUCCAAGUUACAGCAUGCAGAAGAUGAAUUAUAAAAUUAAAACGUACGUUAGUAGAAUGCAGAUCGGCGACACGACGUUUAACAGCCAAACGAGGAUGCACAUGGAGAUGAAGACGAAGGAAUUGAUCUCGAUUCGGGAUAUUUCCUAUGUGGAACUGGUGGAUAUUGAACGUGCAACGGAGCCGAUGCCACAGGCGGAUUUCGACCAUGUCGCAACCCUUUAUUUCGAAUAGGAUACGAGGAGAAUAUGUAAAGACCGAUAUAACCGUAGAACGAUGAAAUUACUCUGAACGAGAUAGUAGAAGUAAUAGAAGAAUAGUAAUAAAGUU